AAGGAUGUCAUCGAAAGAAAACCCAAGUGGAGUGGAUCAUGGACAUCUUCUUGUACGGUUGGAGGAAGCCCCGGCAUGACAAGAUGGUACCUAAACGACAAGCUGUUCUUGCGUUCGGUAUGGCAGGGAACAGUAUGGAUCUCGAGGAAGUGUCGAGAAAGAAGUCUGCUCGAAAGGGAGAGCUUACUUGGGGAGAUCCUGCUGUCUAUCAUUGUCCACCCCUGAAGGAAACUCAGAGAGCUGGAUUUGAUCUUGUUUUCUCUGAUCAUCUCUAAGGAACUAAUGGAUUUUUGUACAUGCAAGUGUGUCUGUGUGAUCUUCACUCAUACGCAAGGUGUUUCACUCUCAUUUUCCAAC
Darwinula stevensoni is the source of this 357-nucleotide messenger RNA. NCBI's taxonomy places the organism in Eukaryota, Metazoa, Arthropoda, Ostracoda, Podocopida, Darwinulidae. The record is from the annotation of a GenBank genome assembly.